Adineta steineri is the source of this 966-nucleotide messenger RNA. Lineage: Eukaryota; Metazoa; Rotifera; Eurotatoria; Adinetida; Adinetidae. The record is from the annotation of a GenBank genome assembly.
AUGAGUGAAGUAAAACGAGGCAUGCUUAAAUUUUAUCAUCGAGGUUUAUUACAUAAAAAAUGGAAGGCAUAUAAAUUUGUACUCUAUGAUUCGAGUUUACUUACAUGGUAUGCUGAUAUUAAACAUAAGAAACCUGAUGGAAUGGUUUUACUGAAAGAUGUUGAACGAUUUAUUUGUGUUGGUCCAUAUACUAGAUGUUUACCUGAUUUUCCUCAUCUUGACAAUGAAUAUGAUCAAGUGGCACUUAUCGCUUUUCCAAUGUCUAUAAAAGAUCGUGAUCGAGAUAUUAUAUGGCUUUUAUGUGAAGAUAUAGAUGAUUUAAAUUCAUGGAUGAAAUCUAUUGUUUUAACAUUACCAUCACAUGAACUACAUAUGGAUAAAAUGGCUAAGAUUUCUUCACCAUCAGUUGACGAGAAUGAUUCCAUAAGUUCAGAAAUUAGUUCACCUCAAAUGAAUAGUCCCGAACCACUCGUAUUUAGACCAAGUGGAAUUGGAAUUCCAUUAGCAGCUGGUCUUAUUGGAACUAAUUUACAACGUCAUGCUAUGAAUUCGAAACCAAAUCCAUUACAAAAAGCUGGUUAUGAUUAUGGUGAUACAUUAUGGGGAACUGGUGAAGGUUGGGGGCACUUUACAUCAUGCGAUAUACCUGGAUAUGCUGGAAUUGGUGGUAGUGGUUGUUAUUCGAAUCAUAUUGAUUUAAUUCGUAAUGAAGAUGAUGAAAUGAAACUUAAAGAUGUUGAAGAACGUAUUGGUUAUACAGCUGAUGCUGAAGAAGCUGUUGAAGAAGCAACUUAUGAAUUAUCAAAACACAAAUAUGAAAAAGACGAAGAAGAAGGAUCAGAUUAUCAUGAUGAUCAUGAUGAUGAAAGUGAUGAUGAAAAAAGUGACCAUGAUGAUAUUGAGGAUGAACUUAAGUCACAAAUUGAAGAAGAUUUACAUAUGAUUGAUAGUGAUCACGAGCAUUGA